AAAAUCACAAAACUUGGAUAAAACAAACCAAAAGGAAAAGUUGGAAAAAGAAAGAAAAAGCUCUGGAUUCGGAGUCGCAGAUCAAGAAAAAGACGAUGCCAAUAAAGGUAUUGUCGUCGCUGGACGCAGCUCGGAUACAAUGGUACCAUUUCAAAGCGAUAAUAGUCGCAGGAAUGGGUUUAUUCACCGACGCUUACGAUCUCUUCUGCAUCGCACCGGUCAUGAAAAUGAUUAGCCAUGUCUAUUACCACGGAGACUCCAUCAACACAGCCGUCCUCUCUACCUCUUUCGCCAUAGCUCUGCUCGGCACAGCAACGGGUCAACUCGUCUUCGGUUAUCUCGGUGACCGAGUCGGCCGUCGCCGAGUCUACGGUCUUUGCCUGAUCAUCAUGAUCCUAAGCUCCUUUGGCUGUGGCUUUUCUGUAUGCACGACUCGUCGGUCUUGCGUUAUGGUUAGCCUCGGUUUCUUUCGGUUUAUUCUCGGUUUGGGUAUCGGUGGUGAUUACCCGCUCUCGGCUACCAUUAUGUCCGAGUUCGCGAACAAGAGGACACGUGGCGCGUUUAUAGCGGCCGUGUUCUCGAUGCAAGGGUUUGGGAUUCUUGUGAGCUCCGCCGUGACGAUGGCUGUUUGCGUGGCGUUUAAAAGAGGUGGCGGCGGCGGUUUGGAGGAGGAGGAUGUUCCGGCGGAAGCUGACGUGGCGUGGAGGCUUAUACUUAUGAUCGGUGCUCUUCCCGCUGCUUUGACGUUUUACUGGCGAAUGUUGAUGCCUGAAACCGCAAGAUACACAGCACUUGUGGAAAACAACAUCGUCCAAGCAGCAAAAGACAUGGAAAGAGUCAUGUCGAUAUCUCAUAUCUCCGAAGAAACCACGACGGAGCCACCACCUCCUCCACUGCCACCUUCCUACAAACUCUUCUCCCGUCGCUUCCUCCGCCUCCACGGCCGCGACCUCUUUGCCGCCUCCGUUAAUUGGUUCCUAGUAGACGUCGUCUUCUACACAAGCAACCUCCUCCUCUCCCAAAUUUUCAGUCACUACUCCGAUAAACCUUCUUCCUCCACCACCGAAAACGUCUACGACGCAGCCUUUGAGGUGGCGGAAUUAGGAGCCAUUAUCGCCGCUUGCUCCACCAUUCCAGGUUACUGGUUCACAGUUUACUUCAUCGACAAGGUAGGUCGUGUCAAAAUCCAAAUUAUGGGAUUUUUCUUCAUGGCCAUUGUUUAUUUAGUCGCUGGGAUUCCGUACACUUGGUAUUGGUCAAAGCAUGAGCAGACUAAUAAAGGCUUUAUGGUUCUCUACGGUUUGGUUUUCUUCUUUUGUAACUUUGGUCCCAACACUACAACUUUUAUCAUUCCCGCGGAGCUUUUUCCGGCUAGGUUUAGGUCGACUUGCCAUGGCAUAUCCGGCGCCGCCGGUAAGCUUGGAGCUAUUGUGGGCACUGUUGGGUUCUUGUGGGCUACGAAGAAAGUGGACAGCAAUGAUACAGACCAGGUUUAUCCCAAAGUGAACCGUAUGAGAGUUGCUUUCUUGAUUCUUGGUGGCGUUUGCAUCGCCGGAAUCUUUGUGACGUAUUUCUUCACGAGGGAAACCAUGGGAAGAUCGUUGGAGGAAAAUGAGCAUGAACAAGAUAACAAUGAUGAGAGUGAAGAUGAGCCACAGAUUGUUGACGGGUAA
Eutrema salsugineum is the source of this 1673-nucleotide messenger RNA. RefSeq names its product probable inorganic phosphate transporter 1-8. Gene Ontology annotation, molecular function: transmembrane transporter activity. The record is from RefSeq and is a predicted model, not a curated record. The coding region runs from base 96 to 1673 and encodes 525 amino acids. The transcript has 2 exons. Gene Ontology annotation, biological process: transmembrane transport. NCBI's taxonomy places the organism in Eukaryota, Viridiplantae, Streptophyta, Magnoliopsida, Brassicales, Brassicaceae. Gene Ontology annotation, cellular component: membrane.